Molecule: messenger RNA, 1548 nt
Organism: Fraxinus pennsylvanica
Lineage: Eukaryota; Viridiplantae; Streptophyta; Magnoliopsida; Lamiales; Oleaceae
Source: the annotation of a GenBank genome assembly
AUGUACAACUGCAAAGAUGAGCACAUAGCCUCAGUUAGUCGUAAAGGAGAUCUUGUACUUCACAACCUUGCUUCUGGAAUAAAGGCUGCUGAGCUCAGGGAUCCUAAUGGACAGGUUUUAGGGGCACUUGAUUAUUCUGGGAUGAGCAGGCACCUUUUAGUUACGGCUGGUGAUGAUGGGUCUAUCCACCUGUGGGAUACAACUGGUCGCAAUCCAAAGGUUUCUUGGCUGAGGCAGCAUUCUGCGCCAACUUCUGGUGUUUGUUUUUCACCAUCAAAUGACAAGAUUAUUGCUAGCGUUGGUCUGGAUAUGAAGUUAUAUACUUUUGACUCAGGGUCUAGGAAGCCGUCUUCUUGCAUUCCUUAUGAAGCACCAUUUUCUUCACUGGCAUUCACUGAUGAUGGAUUAACCCUGGCAGCUGGUACCAGCACUGGUCAGGUUGCAUUUUAUGACGUUCGGGGGAAGCCACAACCAAUUACGGUUCUUCAUGCAUAUGGCAACUCUGAGGCAAUCACAAGUGAUGUUGGGGACUCAAUUCUCAUGCCUGACCCACUUCCUUCAAUGGCAUCAUCAAACUUUUCAAUGUCUACUGCAGUUUCUGGAUCUCAAAAUUCUAGUCAUUCAGGAGAAACAUCUCUUCGAAGCAGCUCGCUGACAAGUGGAUCACUGGGAAGAUUGCUUGCACCUCGUAGAUAUAACUUUAAGGAUGACAUGGAGAUAUUUUCUCCACUAUUGGAAGUUCAACCAAAUACUCAUUCAUUUGAUCAGAUGUGGGAUGGUAGAAGGGGUUCAAAGAAAGAUUUUGAUUACAACUCAUCUACUUCGUUCCCUUCUGGGAGUUUUACUCUUUCAGAGGAAGGUGGGCAUGAUAGCCGUCUAAUUUUUGACUGGAAAUCUUCUUCAACAACUAAGCAGGGGGACAUCCCUUCUACCUUCUCACAGUUGACAUCCACUCAGGCAUCUACGCUUGGUGACGUCUCUUCUUCCAUAACUCCGCCAGAGGCUUGGGGCAGCAAGCGAUUAUCAGACAAAUUGAUGCACUUCCGUCAAUCAGUUAACGUGUCUUCUCCUUUCCCGACAUUGACUUCGGGUAGUUUAUCGUCAGGAUCAAUGUUGUCUGGAUUACAAGAUAUUGCUCACCCUACAAGUACAACAGGCAUAACAGUGCCUCGUAAACUUGAUUCUCUUGGUCCACCUUUGUCCUUUCCUAGAAGAUUUUCCAGUUAUGCCGAGAGAAUAGGUGCUACAACAUCCUUCACUGAUCUUUCAAUGGGAUCACCCAAGACUAAUGAAACAGGAGCAGAAAUGUGGGAAGAAAUUUCGAAUAGCUUGUUGUCACGAUCCAAUGUGUCAUCUGGCUCAAGAAGUAGCGUUCUUCCAGCUCGAAAUGGUGGAGCGACGCAAGUGCAGGAAACUACGUUGCAUCCGGAUUCUAAACCGGAAAACUCAUUUACACUUCAGCUUUUCCAGCACACUCUUGAAGAAGUUCCAUAUGCAGGAGAUGGAAGCUUCAAGUGUCAUGAGAUUGAUCCUGGAAAAUCAGGCUGA